UGUUGCCUCCGUUCUUCGACGUCAUACUCGAGAAGUUAGUGCGGAAACGAUACGAAGAAAUGGCGGAUUCAGCGGUGAAAAGUCGGAUUACUUCGAGUGAGAUCCGAAUCCGAAACGGAAAAGACGAAGAAAUUAUUAUAUCAGAAGCUGAGUUAAACAAAGUCCUGAACAGGCAAUUGCAACAUCAUAUUAUAUAUUUUGAAAAUUCGAAACUACUGCUUAUGCCUUUUCCAAUCCUGAUCAUCUCACAAUUCGUUACUUAUUUACAGACGGACGAUCCCGGAUUGACCUCUUUUACACACGCGUUCGAUCUGUAUAAAUUGAGUUUAAGAUACGAGUUAGACGAUUUAAGAAAGAAAUGCAGAUUAUUUAUUAUUCGGCAAAUAAACCUGAAUACCGUCUGUGCAAUCCACGAUUUUGCACGUGAGAUCGAUGAUCUAACCAUAGUUUAUUAUUGCUGGAUAGCUUUCAACCAACACGGAGAAAGACUAUUUAAGACAGUCGACUUUAUGUGCUGUAAAAUCGCAACAAUUGAUAGACUGCUAUCUCGAGCGAUAUAUGAAUCUGUCAGUGAAUCGCUUUUACUACACGCCGUGUAUAAGUGGAGCAAAGAAGAAGUUAAAAGAAAAUUGGGUGCAGACAACUUCCAUUCGAUGUAUGAAGAAACGAAAAGAAACGUAAUAAGAAAUGUAAUGGAGCCAUUUAUUGGAAAAGUCAGAUUUCUUGCCAUGAAUGAAGAAGAAUUGCAAUCUUUUGUUUUUAAAAUGAACUUGUUAAGCCAAGUAGAAAAGAGUCACAUCUGGCAUGCUUUUAAGUAUAAUUAUUAUUCCUUGUAUCCCAGUUACUUCAGUUGUGAAACAAAAACCAGAAGCGGAAUGAAUUAUCGUAACUUGUUCUCGUACAUAAAUCGUGGAGAUCCUCUUAUGGUCGCAAGCAGAGAGAUGAAAGAUUACAUAUUUUUUAGCAGCGAAGUAGUUGUGAGGGAAGAUUGUUACAUCACGGUUUUUCGAUUUCCAAUGAAGCUUGGCGAAAGUUUUCCAAUGUACGUAUACGCGUAUAUUAACAAUGUGGAUAAUGAGUGUUUUUCGUUUGAAACCGUUUGUAAUCCACGGGGAGUAGCAAAUCUGCAAACGAAGUUGUAUCUAGAGAAAAAUUGGUCAAUUCGUUUCUUUGCUUUCUUUCUCCGCGCUGAAAAUGUCCAACCCGAUAUGGAGUUUUCACCUGAACUGAGUUACUUUGUUAGCGACGAAGGAACAGAUGCAAGGAAAUUUGAGGAAAAAAUUCUAACCUGUGACAGAACCGUUAUGAAAAAUAUUUACUUUUUGGUUGAUUUAUAUUUUUGAAGUCAAAAGUUUUUCUGGAGUAAAGCGAAAUCUAAACGAGAACAUCAAGUUAAAUUCGAAUAUGAUUAUUUCUUAUUAUAUCACUGUAAACUUUUAAUAAAAUGUGUGUGUACGUGAACAGCAUAAUGAAUUUAUUGUUUUUACAAAAAAAAAAAAUUUAAUUUAAAGUGCUUAUUAAUGUAAUUUUUCUUUUCUAUAUGUAUUUUGUCAUUUAUCGAGUUGUUUUUAAUUCAAAAUUUAGUAUUUGCAAAUAUAUCAUCAUUAAGAACGUUUAUAAUUGUCAGCAUUUGAAUGAUAAUUUCGUGCCUGAUUUCAUGUUUUUAUUAAAGUGGAUGUUUGAGAAAUAAAUAUAAUUAGAAUGUUACCGCAUUAAUCUUUUCUUUCUUCAUGUUAAUGACGAUAGAAAUAUGAAAAGUUAAGAAGAAUUUUCGUCUAAAUGUAAGAGCUAUUCGAUAUCCACAUUUGAUUACAAAAAAUUAAACAAUAGCAAUAAAAAAUCCUGUUAGGUAUUUUUAUGUAAAUUUUAGAUACAGAUAAUAAAUUUUCAAUUUAUAAA
Molecule: messenger RNA, 1899 nt
Organism: Centruroides sculpturatus (bark scorpion)
Lineage: Eukaryota; Metazoa; Arthropoda; Arachnida; Scorpiones; Buthidae
Exons: 3
Coding region: 60-1343 (427 amino acids)
Biological process (GO): neurogenesis
Cellular component (GO): cytosol
Source: RefSeq, a predicted model, not a curated record